Messenger RNA from Patiria miniata (bat star), 2309 nucleotides. RefSeq names its product solute carrier family 49 member 4 homolog. The transcript is spliced from 12 exons. Gene Ontology annotation, cellular component: membrane; intracellular membrane-bounded organelle. Gene Ontology annotation, molecular function: transmembrane transporter activity. Gene Ontology annotation, biological process: transmembrane transport. Lineage: Eukaryota; Metazoa; Echinodermata; Asteroidea; Valvatida; Asterinidae. The coding region runs from base 583 to 2052 and encodes 489 amino acids. The record is from RefSeq and is a predicted model, not a curated record.
CUGUCCUGCCUCUCCCGUGAUACACCCUGGGCGAUUGUGUAGCUGUGGGCUUCUCUCACGUCGUUUUGGUCCUUCACUCCAGAAUGACUUCUGCCACCUAAACUCCACUUGGUGUAAUGGAUCGGAACUGCCGACAGCACUUCCAACAAUGUGCAACAUUAAACUAGGCCUAAACAGUCCUUAUGUACGUCAGUCAGCAAAGCGUAUGGAGCAUCGGAGCAUGGUCAUCUGAGCUGAAAACUUGCUAUUGGUAGCCUGAUAGACAAGCCUAUGAAGCCUUGUCAAAUAGGCCUGAACCAGAAACUGAUUGGUUGGUAAAAGUGUCAUUUUCAGAACCCAGACUAGUUCAACUCGUUACGUUCUCUUCAAAAGGUGAAAUUACUGUCAGACGUUGGACAUUCACAGACAUUUAUCACGUUUAUCUCAGAACAAAAUAUCCUCUGCAAACUGGUGCGUCUUAAUAAGUGGCACGGAUCACCCUCCCUGCUUAAGGUGCACUAGUCCUGGGAAUCAACAUAUUUCAGGCAUGAUAAGAGACCGGUCAUCAAGAUACUAAGUUUGCACAUCACUGACCAAGAAACCAUGGCUGAAACCGACCCCCUGUUGCCCAGAGUUUCAAACUCAAGCAUCAACAAGUGUGAUUCUGUCAACGGAGACAUCCUAAGUGCGGAGAACCCAUCUCUUCCGACGAAAAGCUUGAAGAAUGGAAAGCCCAUGGCAGGAGAACACGUAGUGUACAAAGCAAGAUGGUUCAUUCUGGCCGUCUUCUCGCUACUUUGUGUUUUGCAAGCAGCAGCGUGGAACACAUGGGGUCCCAUCGCCGACACAGCCAAGGUUGUACUAGACUGGACGGAUGGUGACAUAGCCCUGUUGGCUAACUGGGGUUGCAUCACAUUCAUUAUCACCGCUUUUAUGUUUUCCUAUCUAUUUCUUAUCAAAGGUCUCAGGUAUUGCGUCUUAUGCAGUUCCUUGAUCUUCCUAAUGGGAGUCGCUAUUCGGUGCAUUCCUGUCGGUAUAGAAAACGUGAAGUGGACAAUGAACGCUGGCCACAUUUUAAUUGGCAUAGCUGGUCCCGUUAUGAUGUCAGCACCAACUGAAUUAUCAGCGGUCUGGUUCCCGCCUCACCAACGGACCACCUCCACGGCUAUAUCUUCUACCUCAGCAUUUUUUGGCAUGUCCUUGUCGUAUCUGGUGGGGCCGUUAGUAGUCACAAGUCUUCCGCCAAAUUCAAGUUCAAAUGCAGAAUCCAUAGACCCAAAGGAGAAAGCACUGUACUUCAAAGAAAUAAUGAAGUUAAUGUACAUAGAAUGUGGAGCUGUGGCCGUCGUGGUCAUCGCGGCUCUACUGUACUUCCCUGAGAAGCCGCCAACCUCACCCAGCUUAUCUGCCACCAAACCUCGGGAAAGCUUCAAAGAUGGAGCCCUGAAGAUAAUCAAGAACAUACAUUUUUGGCUUCCUGCGGCAGCCUACAGCAUAUCAACAGGAGUUUACGAUGGCUGGAAUACGCAACUAGACACAAUUUUCAAGACUACUUUGAACAUAGGACAGGAAACUGUUGGUUGGAUUGGAUUCAUCUCCAAUAUUGCCGGGAUGCUGGGAGGCUUGAUAGUUUCAAGACUUGUAGACAUCCUUGGCGGUAGGAUGAAGGCAGUAUUGAUUUCACUCACCCUGGCAGCCUUCGUUAGCUGUGUAUGGUGUGUUCUACUCUCAAUGAAGUAUAUCUCAUACAGUUUAGUGAGCGUCUACAUUGCAUGUAUCUUCAUUGGACUUUUCAUCAACGCCUGCGUGCCCAUAUACUUUGAGAUCACGGUCGAGGGCAUGUAUCCUGUCUCGGAAAGCAACAUAACAAUGGUGCUGACAUUCAUGAAUAAUGUGACUGCUCUGAUAUUCCUGUUGCUGCCGAUGAUUCCAAAUCUAAGUGUGAUUUGGAUGAACUGGCUCCUUCUAGGUUCCGUCUUCGUGUGCUUGCCUCUUCUCAUGAUGUAUAAGGAGCAUUACAAUCGUCUGGAUGAAGAUAUGACGGAAAGUAUAUCCAAAGAGGAUAACAAAUGAUAAAGUAUUCUUCGAAGGCUGCGCAUUUUGAAAUAAUUUAGAGUUCGAUUAUUCUAAAUGGGACAAAUAUUCGUAAUGAGCUGAUCAAACUUAAUGUGCACCGGCCUAAACAGGCUGCAGAUCCGGAUUUGUAUGCGCCUGCAUUUGUUAAUAAUUGACAAAGAGCUUAUUAAAAUCAAGGGCAGAUCUAGAACACAAUUUUUUGGGGGGCCAAAAAAAAAUUUGGUCCCCCCAAAAAGUGGGUCAAAAAAAUUACG